This is a messenger RNA of Etheostoma spectabile (orangethroat darter), 825 nucleotides long. Its product is annotated as G-protein coupled receptor 4. The record is from RefSeq and is a predicted model, not a curated record. Lineage: Eukaryota; Metazoa; Chordata; Actinopteri; Perciformes; Percidae. Gene Ontology annotation, biological process: phospholipase C-activating G protein-coupled receptor signaling pathway; positive regulation of Rho protein signal transduction. Gene Ontology annotation, cellular component: plasma membrane. The transcript is spliced from 3 exons. Bases 1 to 825 code for a protein of 274 amino acids. Gene Ontology annotation, molecular function: G protein-coupled receptor activity.
AUGGAAGAUUUCAACAAGCCCAUCCAACAUGAAAACUCUAAAUUGAUCAUACAAGUGGUGACAUACAUUAUCAUUUCUAUUGGACUUCCUUUGACCCUCGUGGCCAUCUAUGCUCUUUGUUCUCAGGUGCGAAAGGAUAAUGUUGCUCCAAUCUACGUCAUCAACCUUCUCAUUUCCGACCUCAUUCAGUUCUGCUGCAUGAUCGUUUGGGUGGCACGACCUAAGGACCUAAGGACCAUAGAUAAAAUAGACGGUCUCAUUUAUGGCUGUAGUCUGAUGGCCAGUGUUUGUUUCAUGGUGUGCAUCGCCCUGGAAAGGUAUUUGGUCAUCGCCUGGCCACUGUGGUACCGCUUCAGACGGACCAUCAAGAUCUCCGUGGUGGUCUGUGUCCUGGUCUGGAUCAUUUGUUUUGCCAUUGGCUUCAUUGUUGUAUUUUGGUAUAUUCCAGAGUUUUCAGUGAUCAUCUUAGCCAGCUUUUUCUUCCUUCCCCUCCCACUGCUCAUAAUGUUCCUGGGUGGGACCCUCAAAGCCCUGUCUGCUUCCGUCUCAGUUCCUGCUGAUGGGAAACGACGAAUUGUGGCAAUGUUGGUCCUGGUGUUGCUUAUUUACCUGCUGCUGUUCCUACCCAUGAUGAUCACGCUUCUGCAAGCACCUGACAGAUAUGACACGACCCUUCACAGCCUGUCUGGUGUAUUUCUUAAGAUGAGUCCUCUUGCAGACUUAUUUCUAUAUGUUGUCAUGAGGAAAGGGGCCAUAGACAAGCUUUUGGCCUUUGUGUUUUGUUGCAGAAUGGACAGCGAGGAUGUCAGCACUUCAACAGUAUGA